AAUGUGUAAACUGUGGUUUACAACAGUUGCGCUGUUCGUCUAUCAGUAAAUGGGCUUGAAAACAGAACUGUCUUCGAACGUGUAGAGACCGAUCGAUUCAGUUCAGAAAACAUGUCCGCGAGGUUGAUACUGGUUACGCUGGCAGUGGCCAUUUACGCAGCAUCUGCAGUGGAUGGAUCACCCACCUCCUCAUCUUCCGAAGAGACUAUGGAGGUGAUCGAGUCACUCGAAAGGCAAUGUCUGCAGCGAACGGGAUCGUCGGAAACGUUCGAAAAGUUGGUGGCCGGGUUCACGUUUGCACCGAUGUGCUUCGCUGGUCAUUUGGAUUUGGACGGGCUCAUCAGUGGUUUCGAUGAACUGAACGACUCAAAUCGGGUUCAAUAUUUCGAUACCUAUUGUCCGCAGCUGAACCAGUCCUUGCAGUGUGUUAAUCCGUUGUUCGAUUUGCUCCGGAAGUGUUGGGAUGGAGAGGAGUUGGCGAUUUGGGACAUCAUGUUCAACAUGGUCCCGGAAGCGUUAAAUCUGAUCUGCAAGGAUCAUGGCGAAAUUUUCUUCAGACUUGAUCGUCCAGAAUACAGUAUGUGCGUGACAAGGUUUGAAGACUACGCUGUGGAAUGUGCCGGUAAGAUCUCCAACUCCACCGAGACGAUGCAUUUGUCCAAACUCAACGAAGAGCAAUGUUACGAGUUGAGAGAAUUCCGCAGUUGCGUUGCGCAGAAACUCGACAUCUGUAAAGCAUCCGGUAUUAUCGAAUUGGCAGAUGUUUUCUACAAACCGUUGAUGAAAGCCAGUUCAUGUGCAAAGUAUAUCGAUUUAGAGCCGAACAAUCCAGUUGAUACAAAUGAAAUUUCAUGAAAGGUCAAAAGAUUUUAAAUCAGAUGGGUAAGCGAAAUAAAAUUAUAUUACAUGAAAAAAA
Molecule: messenger RNA, 916 nt
Organism: Aedes albopictus (Asian tiger mosquito)
Lineage: Eukaryota; Metazoa; Arthropoda; Insecta; Diptera; Culicidae
Exons: 4
Coding region: 112-855 (247 amino acids)
Source: RefSeq, a predicted model, not a curated record